UAAAAUUCUUUAAAGAAAAAAAAUGGAUGGUGCUGAUACUCCAAGUCUUGCUGCUAGCGAGGAGGUCGAAGAGGAAGAGAAGAUUGAUCCGAAAACUGCAUACCAUCUACAAUUAGAAGAUGAUUUUGUGAGGGUUUCGGAAUUGAUAGAAAAUAUUCCAGAACUUCGACCAAUCGCCGACGACUACAUUCGAACAUUUGAAGCGUACCGAGAACAAUACAAUCAAUGCCAGAAACUUUCCACCACUGUUGAUGAAUUAAAUACAAUUUUAGCAGAAAAUAAUAGACGUGUUAAUGAAGCUUUAAAGAAAGGAAUCGAAAAUGAAAAACUUAUUGCUGAAUUGCAAAGUAAAUUGGAUUAUACAUACCGUGUGGCUGAUGCAGCACAUGCUCGUGAACAAAAGGCACAAGAAGUUAUUGAUAAUUUGCGAAAACAAGUAUCUCGUUUAACCGCUGAGGUGGAAGCGCAAAACAAAUUGCCUACUGAUAUGGAAGAAGAUCCAGCUGCAGCGAAACAGAAGGAAAGUGUACAACGUGAACGUGAUCGUUUAGUUGGCGAAGUUGAUCAAUUGAAACAACGAAUACAACUGUUUACGACGUAUCAAGAAGAACUAGAACGUAAAAAUUCAGCAGCUGAUGCACGCAUUAAUGUUUUAUCUUUGCAAGUAGAGGAAGAAACAGGUUCCAAGAAGAAAUUAUUAAAAGAAAAAGAGGAUUUAGAGGACCAAGUGAAAAUUUUUCUUGAAGAUACGGGUAAAUUAAAUUCAAGAGUUGCGGAAAUGAAUACAAAAAUAGAACAACAAAUUGCAACUAUAUCAAAAAAUGAAGCUAAAAUAUCGGAAUUAUCAGAAACUAUUGAAGAAUUGCAUAGAGAAAAGGAAAAUUUCAAUUCGAGAUUAGCACAUUUACAAGAAAUUUAUGAUAAAGUGAAAUUGGAGAAUAAGAAAUUAAACGACUCGUAUACAUCACAAACUGAACAUUUAACGAGAGCAUCACACGAAGUAAAAGUUUUACGUAAAGAACUAACAGGGACAAAAGCCACAAUUACUUCUCUUGAACUCGAAAUAAAAGCCACAAACGAGAAAAAAGCUUUUCUAGAAAAUGAACAUGUGAAAUUUCGUUCAUCGCUCGGUUUAAUGCAGAAAGAAGCUGAUAUGUUAAGAAAAAAAGCUGAUUCUGAUAAAAGAUAUAUUGAUAAUUUAACUAGAGAACGUGAUAUUUUAUCAAAGAACAUUCGAAGGGCAGAAACAUUAUCUUUGGAUCAUAUUAAAAUAAUAAAAAUUCAAGAACAAACUAAACGUAAACUAGAGAAUGAAGUGACGGUUUUGACACGGGACAUGACAAAACAAAAGAAACAAAUUGCAGCAUUGGAAAAGGAAAGAGAUCGUUUAUUAGCUGAAAUAUUAGAUUUAACAAAAAGUGUUAAGGAAGCCAUGGAAGAAAAUGGCGUCAAACAGAGCGAAAUAUUCGAAUAUAAAAAACAAUUAGUUGAAACUGAUAGUCGUGUACGAACAAUACAAAACUUAUUCGAUAGUAUACGAACAGAGCGUAAUAAUCUACAAAAAACAUUACAAGAAACACAAAAUGAUGUGACGGAACUGAAAUCGAAGUUAAAGAUGAGUGUUCAUCAAUGUGAACAAUUAAAGGAAGAUAUUACAAGUAAAGAAGAACAGUUGAUAAAAGUUGAUAAUUCGUUGCGAAAAGCUAAUAAAAUUAUUGAAACAUUAAAAGUUGAUAUACAAAACGGUUUGGAUCGUUUGAAAGAUGCUAAAAAUGAAAUAAACGAAUUAAAAGAUGAAAUAAAAUCGUUGCACAAAUCUAUAUGGGAACAAGAAGAUAAAAUUAAACAUUUAGGGAAAGAAAUUGAGCAAAUCAUGAACGAACGGGAUAUUCUUGGCUCACAGUUAGUUCGACGUAACGAUGAAUUAACUUUAGUUUAUGAAAAAAUCAAUAUUUUGGAACGCACUUUACAAAUAGGUGAAAAAGAAUAUUCUCAACGUAUUGAUGAUAUUCGAUUAUUAAAAACUGAAAUAAAACGAUUACGCCAAGAAAAAAGUUUAUUAACAAAAGCUGUGUUAAAUACAACUGAUUUACAAUUAGAAGUGUUUAAUUUAGAGCGUGAUUUAACUCGGGAACGUCUAAAAUGUCGUGCUUUGGAAGAGGAAGUACAAAAUCCAUUAAAUAUUCACCGAUGGCGUAAAUUAGAAGGAUCUGAUCCUAGUACAAUGGAAUUAAUACAAAAAAUUCAAAUAUUACAAAGGCGAGUACUACGUCAAACACAAGAAUUAGUCGAAAAGGAGAAACAAUUAAAAGAUUCAGCAUAUUUAUACAAUCGUUUGCAAGAUGUUAUAAAAAAACAGCCGUUACCCGGUUUUCAAGAUAAACUUGCAAUGACACAGCGUCGUAUUAAGGACCGUGAAGUAAAAAUGAAGGGUUUAGUUUCUGAAUUAAAUUUAUGCGAAGCGAAAUCCGAAGAAUAUAAAAUGGAUAUAGAACGCUUAAAAAAUGAAUUAUUAGAUUAUAAACAAAAAUAUUAUCAAUUGAAAAAAGAACGUGAAAUAUUUUUACAACGUCCCGGAACUAAAUUACCUGCUAUAGAGGCCAAAAAAUGUCAAUGUGGGAAGGUGAAUUGUACCUGUACAACGUCUGUAAGACACCAAUGUGACAGUGAAAAAGAGGAUCGGAUAACUAUUUUAGAAUGUGAUGAUUGA
Chrysoperla carnea is the source of this 2710-nucleotide messenger RNA. Its product is annotated as cilia- and flagella-associated protein 58-like. The transcript is spliced from 12 exons. The coding region runs from base 23 to 2710 and encodes 895 amino acids. The record is from RefSeq and is a predicted model, not a curated record. NCBI's taxonomy places the organism in Eukaryota, Metazoa, Arthropoda, Insecta, Neuroptera, Chrysopidae. Gene Ontology annotation, cellular component: cytoskeleton.